This is a messenger RNA of Betta splendens (Siamese fighting fish), 4441 nucleotides long. Its product is annotated as transmembrane protein 132D. Lineage: Eukaryota; Metazoa; Chordata; Actinopteri; Anabantiformes; Osphronemidae. The record is from RefSeq and is a predicted model, not a curated record.
CGUUUGGUCUUUUCUUCUGACAUUAUAUAGGGUUAAUCCCGCCAGCUGCAUGCGGGACGCGGCUUCCUGAGCGGAUGAACUGCGACAGAUGAUGAGGUUAGUGCCCCGAGGAUUGCGCACAAGACAUGCACUGAUCUGCUAACAGUCGUUUAACGACGCUGAGUCCCGGCCGCGGCGGGCGGCACACUCACAGAGCGGCUCCGUCUGGAGGACUUGUUGAGAUCAUCUGCACGCGGGGAUAUUUAUUUACCCACGCUGAUUUUUCCUCCCCCGCCACGCAGCACGCGCAAAAAAAAAUCCCACUUUUUUUUGUGAACGUAACCGAAAAGGGAUCGUUACGCGCAACUUUUACGCAUAGUCUUGGAGCCGGCGGAGAGGAGGUUUCCAUGCGCGGUCCGCGUUACCGUCCACACGGACCACUCUGCGACCGACGCUCAAAAGGUGGGAUUAUGUUAAACGUGCAAACUAUGGAAAUGGGUGAAACGAUCCGCUCGAUGAUCUGCUGAAAGCAAACCAAGCCUCACGGACACUGGGAACUUGCCGGAGGAGCGAGCCACGCGCGGGUGCCAAAAUGAGCCUUUGCUGCCGGAGCUGGAGGAUCUUACGCGUAGUCUUCGCGACAAUUACCGCGGUUCUGGCGCAAGACCUGAGCAGCAGAGAGCUGAGCGACGCCGGGAGCCCGGCGCCUUUCCCGCCCUUCCUGCCGGUCACCUACGAGGUGCGGGACGCCGACUACCUGCUGCUGAAGGAGGCCGGCCAGGACCUGAUGAGGAACUCCAGCAUGCAGAGCCACACGCAGCCCUUGGUCAUCCUGAGGCCCAGCCGGCAGCCGGCCGUCAGCGCCAGCUACGGCACCGCGUCCACGGAGCAGCCCGUGCCCCUGGACCUGGUCCAGUCCGUGCGGCUCUUCGGGUCCCCGGAGGUCCUGGCCUUCGCCUGGAAGAUCCAGGCCUUUGUGCUGACGCCGCGGGCGUUCUCCUCCAAGCCCACGGUGCGCGUGCUCUUCUACGUGGCCGGCAGGGACUGGGGCCGGGGCGAGGGCGCCGCCGACGAGCUGCCGUGCGUGACGGCGCACGCGUUCUGGCAGACGCAGGAGGUGCGCGGCUCCUGCGCCGUGGGCGGCGCGCGGGGGACCUGCGUGGCCGAGCUGCUGCCGGCGCCGGCCUGGUUCGCCCCGGGCUCCGAGGGCACGGGCAGGGAGCGGCAGGACCCGUCGGCGGGGAACCCCGUGGAGCUGUACUACCAGGCGCGGGCCCGCGGCGGCGGCGGCGGGUGCGGCCCGGCGGACGGGAGCCGCGGCGGCGGCGCGCAGCAGGAGAGCGCCGCCGUCGGCCCCAUGCAGAGGAUCGGCAGCGUGCGCCUCCUGCAGGUGCCCAAAGGCAUGGCCACGCUGUCCCGCCUCAAGCUGGGCAACGCAAUAAUCAUACGGACGUCGUCCAAACCGCUCAAGACCACCGACAUCGCCACCUUCUACAUACUGAUGGCCAGCUCCGCUCAGCUCACCAACUUCACCCUCAGAGCGACAGUAAAAAAAGGCGUGACCUUUCGCACGGCGACACCCAGUAACUCUUUACUGUGGGACAUCACUCUGGAUAUGGGCACAGACGGAGCCAUCACUGUUAUCUGUCAGAGAAAGGCUCCGAUACCUGGAAAGAGGCUCGACAGCAGCCUGCUGGAGGUGCUCCAGAUGGACUUCGAGGUGGAGGAGCUGAGCAGCCCCGUCGACAGCCAGGUGAUCGUGUGGAAGCUGGAGCUGCCGUCCGCGUCCAAGGGCGACGCCAAGACCGAGGGCGCCAUGAGGAUCUACACCACCCAGAGGGACUUCGUGGGCCUGGCUCCCCUGGUGAUGGACACGGACAUGCUCAACACGGCCGUGCUCACCGGGAAGAAGGUGGUGAUGCCUGUGAGGACGGUGGCCGUGGAGGAAGACGGAGUUGUGACCGAUGUGUCCGACUACACCGACUGCAGCUCCGCCGAUGAAGACGUUCUCAAGGUGUCGGACCGGUGCGACUACGUCUUCGUGAGCGGCAGGGAGACGAAGGGCAAAGUGAAGAUGACGGUGAACUUCACUUACAGUUACCUGAGCGCUCAGCUCGAACUGAACGUAUGGAUCCCUCAGCUGCCCCUGGAGAUUGAAGUGUCGGACGCGGAGCUGAGCCAGAUCAAGAGCUGGAGGGUUCCCAUCCUAACCUCAAAAAGAUCUGGCUGGAACAGCGAAGAAGACGACCGGAAGGGCAAAGGCUGCAUGCUCCAGUUUCAGCACGCCCUCGUGCGGGUGCUGACUCAUUUCGUGGCCGAGCCGGCGGACCCUCGGGAUCCGAAGGCUUUCUUCCUGGGGUCCGAUUGGCAAGUGGACAUCACGAGGCUGGUUCGAUACUUCAUGAAGGUGGAGGACCCUCGAGUGGCGAGGCUGCAGGCCGGCCGAGUGCUGUCGGGACGUGACCUCGGGACCACCAGCAUCCAGGUGUUUUCUCCACUGUCUGAUGCAAUCUUGGCAAAGACAACUAUCAAAGUAGUGGAUGACAAAGUGACCAUCACUGAGUUGGGGGUUCAAGUGGUUGCGGGUCUUUCCAUGACCUUACAGCUCAGUCCUGGAAGCAACAAAGCUAUCUUGGCUACCACAACCACACAAGAGGUUCUGCAGAGUCCUAAACAGGAAGCUUUGGUCAGUUCCUGGGUGCAGUUCAGUGACGGCAACCAGACGCCUCUUGACAUUUACGAUCCGGCCUCCUACCGCGUGACGGUGACAUCUCUGGAUCAGGGGGUGGUGUCAGUGCAGGGCAUGCCUCCGUCGGUGGUGGCGGAGGGAGAGGGCGAGGGCGUCUUGGUCAGAGUAGAGAUGUCCAUCUGCGAGGCCUGCCAGAAGUCCAAGCGGAAAAGCACCGUGGCCGUGGGCAACGGGAAUCUCAAGGUCAAAUUUCAGUCAAACAGCCGACGGUCGUACACCAACACCAGCGGCCUGGACGGCGGCGCCGCCAGCGGCAACAACAGCGACUAUGGGGCCGAUGGCGAGCGGCUGAACAGUCAAAGGAAGCAGCGAAAACCAUCACGAGACCCGUCGGUGCGCGGCGCGACCUCCGACCGAGCGGAGAGCGUGAUGCAGAAGAUCACAACCACCAUCAAAUCCACAGAACGGACCUUCCUGACCAGCGGCAGCCUCGGGGGCGUGGGCAAGACCGGCUACUCAGGGAACCCCAGCAACCCCACCAGCGGGGGCAAAGUCAGCAUGAUGAGCAGCACCGGUGGCAGCAGCAAAGGGUUCGGCUCAGACAACAUGAUAGUGGAGGACAUGGGAAGUGCUGGCUUUACGAGCACCGUGAAAGCCCCCGGGAACCUAGUCAACUAUAACAACUUCCCCACCAAGGUGGAGGUGCCUGGGCAGGGGACAGCAGAGGUAGACGAGGUGAUGGGGGGCCGGCCACUCACAGACUUGGAGAUCGGAAUGUACGCUCUCCUGGGUGUCUUCUGCCUGGCCAUCCUCGUGUUCCUGGUCAACUGCAUCUCCUACGUUGUUAAGUUCAGGCACAAGAAGCCGCCCGCGCACGGCCAGGAGCCUACGGGCCACAGGCACGACUGGGUCUGGCUCGGCACCGACGCCGAGCUGGUGAUGAGCGUGCCAGGAAGUCCCGUCCAGCAAGACUCCCAGACCACCACAACCGUCAUAGACAUUGGGCCCGAUAAGGCGGCCACUCUAUCGCGGAGGCCCAGCUGCUUAGCCUCCGUCACAGACUCUCCCCUCAGCUGCAUGGGCUCCCUCCGGAGCAAACCCGCGCACAGCGAGUCCAUCCACUCGCCCACCAGCAAGAGAAAGAGAGUCCAGUUCACCACCUUCUCCACUCUGGACCGGCAGCACUCGCCUCACCUUCCGCCCAGGGAGAACGGCCACGGCAUCCACUGGGUUGGGAAGAAGGACGGCUGUGGGGAGGUGCCCCACAUGUGCACUACAGGGCCUGGGAGCCAGUGAUGAUACAGAACCUGCUAUCGGACCUCACAUGUACAGUAGACGUGGCUUUGAUCACCUCAAUGCCUUUGUAAACUCCCAACAGCUGUCAACAAGUUGCUCUCCUCUACAUUUCAUUACCUAUCAAGGCCUUUUACUUGUACAUGCUCCGUAUUUUAUUGUUAAUAUUGGACACUGAAUGUGUGUGGAGACAGGUUUCUGGACUGGACGUCUGAACACACCAAACGUUAACGCUGCAUGUGGACAUGUACUUCUCUAAAGUGUGGCACUCCCACGCUGGACACACUUCAAGAAUUUCAAAUUACAAAUUUAUUUCAAGUUCUCUGACAGAUAUAGAUUUGACCAAAAACGUAAGUUUAACUACAUGUUAAUUGAAGUUGUCUUUUUCUAUUAUGCAAUACCCAAUACUAUUUUCUUUGUACAUUUAAGUUAAUGUAAUUUUCAUUUUAUUGUUUGUUUCCAUUAAAAUACUGAUCUUGA